AUGAGUCUGUCUGAGCAACGUCAAGGGUUAAGCUCCGUAAAAGAGAAAGCAGGUGUGGCAUUACGAAUCCGUCAGAGCUCAUCAUGUGAGGAGGCAGAAGAGGCUCAUGAGCAUUCUGGGGCAGAGACGGCAGAACAUGUUCAUUCAGAGGAGGUGCACAGAGGAGUCCUGUCAACCAUCAGCAGCGCGGUUCAAAACACUGGAAAGUCAGUAAUAACAGGAGGCCUUGAUGCUUUGGAGUUCAUUGGAAAGAAGACCAUGAAUGUCUUGGCAGAGAGUGACCCAGGUUUUAAAAAGACCAAAAUACUGAUGCAGAGAACUGUCUCUCUGUCUCAGAUGUUAAAAGAAGCGAAGGAAAAGGAGAGAGAGAGACUGAGCAGUCAAAUGGUCACAGACCCAACCGCCCACUAUGGGAUCUUGUUUGAUGAUUACCAAGGCUUGUCUCAUCUUGAGGCACUGGAGAUACUUUCCAAUGAGAGUGAAGGGAGGGUGCAGGAAUUCUUGUCCACUUUGGAGGAGGAAGAUUUGGAAGUUAUGAAGGAGGAGCUGAUUGCAAUUAAAGAGAUCUUCAUCACUCAUGACGAGGAGGAACCUGAUGCUGCCGCAGGGGAAAACGCUGCUGAUGGAGAGGAGUUUGUCAGUGUUCUUACUGAGCUGCUCUUUGAGCUCCAUGUUGCUGCAACUCCAGACAAACUGAACAAAGCCCGUAUAAAAGCUCAUGAUUGGGUGCGAGAAGUGGAGCAAUCCUGGGAAGAUGUCAAGAAUGUAACCGAGGAAUUAAAGGAAGAGAGCUCCACCACUUGCCCUGCUCCAGAAAAGGAGGAAAAGAAAGAAGUAGAAGAAAAGAAAGAGAAGGGAGAAGAGGGAGAGAAUAAGGAAAAUAGUGCAAAGGACGGAAACUCGGAUGCUGUUAAGAAAGUAUAUGUGUCAUCAGUGGGCAGUCUUGCUGAGGUGACCGCUCGUAGUAUAGAACAGCUACACAAAGUGGCUGAGUUGAUUUUACACGGACAAGAGCUGGAGAAGCCAGCCAGCCAACAGGCCAGUAUACUGGUCAGGUUAACCAGUGCCAUGUGUAAGGAGGUCAGAUGCCUGGCCCGAAAGUUCUCGGACACAUUACUGGCUGCAGGGAGUCAGAGAAAAGCAGAAGUAGUAAAUCCUCUAGUGGACAGUGUGAUGCUGGAGGGGUGUAAUAGCACUACCUACAUUCACAAUGCAUUCCAGCUGCUGUUGCCUGUUCUUCAGGUCUCACACAUCCAGACCAGCAGAACUGCGGCCAAGCCAGCCCCAGAAGCAGCAUCCACAGAGUAGUGCCUGUAUUCUGUUUGUGUGUGUUUCUGUCUGUAUCUGUGUUUUGUGUUUAGGUAUGUUGCUUCAAUAUGAGAGCUUACACCAAAAAGUGCAAUUCUAGUCUAUAUAUAGACUCUUACAAUGAGAUAAUUAGGAAAAUAAGAUUGAAACUCCUAACUUAUUUAGGAAGCUGCUUAUGUAUAAUUUUUUUUAAGUUACUUUACAAAAAAUUAAGAUUAUUAAUCAUGUGUUGUAUUGUUUGAGCAAAUUUGGAGGUCUGCCACUACCAUUCACUUUAAUUAAUCAAUCACUCAUACACCAUUACCAGUUUUUGUUUUGAAUAAAAUGAACCAAGAUCUAUGGUAAUAGUAUAAUCUGUAAUAUAAAUAAUAGGAAACUAAAAACUGAAA
Sinocyclocheilus grahami is the source of this 1697-nucleotide messenger RNA. Its product is annotated as protein NOXP20. The coding region runs from base 1 to 1308 and encodes 435 amino acids. Lineage: Eukaryota; Metazoa; Chordata; Actinopteri; Cypriniformes; Cyprinidae. The record is from RefSeq and is a predicted model, not a curated record. The transcript is spliced from 11 exons.